UUACAGCGUACUAAUUUUAAACGAUCAAAAUGGUCAAGAAGGAAAAGAAGAAGUUGCUAACGUUUGGUCCUUUUGAACAAGUGCUUCUAGCGCUUUUCGUGAUGGGAUUUGCCUCCCAUCCCUCUUUCCCCUACUCUCCGUUCACUGCCAUUAUCGGACCAGACGGACAGUCCACCAUAUCACCACUUCCGUUUCUCUCUCCCCCAUUCCUGGCUAUGCUCCUCAUUGUUUACCUAGGCUAUUAUAUCCUCAGACGCCAAGAAGCCGAACGUGAUCGCCUUAAGGCCCUAGCCAAAGCAAAACCCAAGUCAUCUAACUCCAGCUCUAGCACAGGCUCUAGCAAAAACAAGAAACCUCUUUCCUCAUCUGAUGUUAGGGAUGGCAAGCUAGCUGCACCUUCUAACAAACAAGUCGGUGAUCCGACGCCCAAGCAUGUAUCUGGUUUAUCCAAGGAGGACCCAUCAGCGCAGAGCUUCAGGAAGAAUUAUUUCCUGACGAUGCAAGGGCCUGGACGCCCGGCCCUUGUUCCAUUUCAAGAUGGGUUGAGGCCCAAGAAGGGAGAGGCAGCGGGCACCAUGUGGUGGGAUAAUGUACCCGAAGAUGCGAAAGAUCUCAUGGCCCCUCCUAUUGACAAGGACAAACUUAAAGCCAGUUUAAAGAACCCCUGGCAAGCUGAAAUGUUAGAAAAAGAUAUCGAACUCUUGAAAAUUGCGAAAAAGCAAAAGGCCGAGGAAGCGCGUUAUGCCAAAGUUGCCAACCUUCUCCAAACAAUGCUUGGCUUCCUUCUUUGCGCUGCAGAUAUGCGUCUUGGCAUAUGCCUUCUAAUAUUCUUCCUCUGGCGUCACUUUACUUCCUUACACGAUGCCGAUAUGGCGAAUGAGGAGGAUGCUGUAGAAAAGGAGAAGAAGGAGAUUAACGACAAGAUCAGAGAAGCCAAAAAGGCGGGGAUGAGUAGCAAAGAAGUGGCUUAUUUGCAGAUUGCGUUGGAAAGGUUGGGAUGACAUGACAGCAGGCUGACGACAACCUCUAAUGAAGUAUGAUGCACAUGUGCGAGUGUUAUGUUUGGCCUCUCGAUGACUUUUGCCCAGUUGGUUCAUCUAGCUGUUUUACUCGAGUUUUAUUAUAUGCAACAAGGAAGACUAACUAGACAAAAAGUUGAUGCAACGUCAGCAGCCGAACCUUCCUACCUUGCAAAUUUACGCUGUAUCGCAGGAGCAGCUUAUCUCGAGCAUUCAUAGCCAACGUACAGCAG
Molecule: messenger RNA, 1252 nt
Organism: Cryptococcus deneoformans JEC21
Lineage: Eukaryota; Fungi; Basidiomycota; Tremellomycetes; Tremellales; Cryptococcaceae
Exons: 4
Coding region: 30-1001 (323 amino acids)
Source: RefSeq, a predicted model, not a curated record